AUGCAGUCCUCACCCAAUAUGCUCACAAAGUUCGAGUCCAAAUCCUCAAGAGCAAAAGGCAUUGCUUUCCACCCAAAGAGACCUUGGAUACUGGUCUCCUUACAUUCCUCCACGAUUCAGCUAUGGGACUACCGGAUGGGUACCCUGAUAGAUCGGUUCGAGGAGCAUGAUGGACCCGUCAGAGGCAUAGACUUCCACAAGACACAACCGCUAUUCGUAUCUGGGGGGGACGAUUACAAGAUCAAGGUCUGGUCGUAUCAGAGCCGAAGAUGUCUCUUCACCUUGAAUGGCCAUUUGGACUACGUUCGGACUGUCUUUUUCCACCAUGAACUUCCUUGGAUACUGUCAAGCUCGGACGACCAAACAAUCCGGAUAUGGAAUUGGCAGAACAGGUCUCUGAUCUGUACGAUGACAGGGCAUAACCACUACACCAUGUGCGCCCAAUUCCACCCCAAGGAUGAUCUCAUCGUCUCUGCUUCAUUGGAUCAAUCAGUGCGAGUUUGGGACAUCUCGGGGCUACGCAAAAAGCAAUCUGCUCCCACAUCUUUGACCUUCGAAGACCAAAUGGCUCGCGCCAAUUCGAACCAAGCGGACAUGUUCGGUAAUACAGAUGCGGUGGUCAAGUUUGUUCUAGAGGGCCAUGACAGAGGCGUGAACUGGGUCGCAUUUCACCCAACUUUGCCAUUGAUCGUCUCCUCGGGCGAUGAUCGACUCGUCAAGCUGUGGAGAAUGAGCGAAACCAAGGCUUGGGAAGUGGACACCUGUCGCGGUCAUUUCCAGAACUCUUCAGCUUGUCUGUUCCAUCCUCACCAGGACCUCAUUCUUUCAGUUGGCGAAGACAAAACAAUUCGGGUCUGGGACUUGAACAAGCGGACAUCUGUCCAGUCGUUUAAGCGCGAGAACGAUCGAUUCUGGGUUAUCGCAGCUCAUCCCGAGAUAAACCUGUUCGCUGCUGGACAUGACAAUGGAGUCAUGGUUUUCAAGCUGGAAAGAGAGAGGCCUGCCUCUGCCAAUUAUCAAAAUCAGCUAUUCUACAUCACGAAAGAGAAGUUCGUACGCUCGUACGACUUCUCGAAGAACGCCGAGUCCCCUGCGAUCUUGUCUCUCCGGAAAUUCGGCAGUCCAUGGGUACCACCUAGGACUCUUUCCUAUAAUCCAGCCGAGCGAGCCGUACUCGUGACGUCCCCUAUUGACAAUGGUACUUACGAGCUGAUCCCUCUCCCUCGUGAUGCAUCUGGAGCGAUUGAGCCCACAGAUUUUAAGAAGGGCCAAGGCAAUUCUGCUAUAUUCGUGGCACGCAAUCGAUUCGCAGUGUUCACCCAGUCAAGUCAGCAAGUGGACAUCAAAGAUCUCACAAAUUCGACGACGAAAACCAUCAAGCCACCUCCAGGGACCACGGAUGUAUUUUUCGGGGGGACUGGAUGCAUUCUUUUGGUUACUGCUACAUCUGUGGUUCUUUACGAUAUUCAGCAAAAGAAGCAGCUUUCUGAGCUAGCAGUCGCUGGGGUCAAAUACGUUGUCUGGUCGAGCGAUGGGCUUUACGCAGCUCUACUUAGCAAGCAUAACGUCACGAUUGUUACGAAGUCUUUAGAGCAAGUCAGUACGCUUCACGAGACGAUCCGAAUCAAAUCUGCAGCAUGGGAUGACGCCGGCGUACUUCUAUACUCGACCCUUAAUCAUAUCAAAUACACAUUACUCAAUGGAGACAAUGGCAUUGUCAGAACACUCGACCAGACCGUGUACCUAGUGCGAGUCAAAGCUCGAAGUGUAUACUGCUUGGAUCGGGCCUCAAAACCGAAAGUGCUAGACGUUGACCCCACGGAAUAUCGUUUCAAACUUGCUCUUGUCAAGCGAAACUACGAAGAGAUGCUGCAGAUUAUUAAAACAUCGAGUCUUGUCGGUCAAAGCAUCAUCUCGUACCUGCAGAAGAAGGGGUACCCAGAGAUUGCUCUCCAAUUUGUGCAAGACCCUCAGACCAGAUUUGAGCUUGCUAUAGAGUGCGGCAACCUUGAUGUCGCUGUGGAAAUGGCUAAGCAGCUUGACCGACCCAAGCUUUGGACCCGACUGGGUACUGAGGCCCUGGCGCACGGAAAUCACACGAUCGUGGAAAUGACUUACCAGAAACUUCGGCAAUUUGACAAAUUGUCCUUCCUAUAUCUUUCAACGGGCGACGGAGAGAAGCUUGCCCGAAUGGCCAAGAUCGCGGAGCACCGUGGUGACUUCCAAUCGCGCUUCCAAAAUGCUUUGUAUCUGGGAGACGUCGAAGCCCGGGUUCAAAUGCUUCAGGACCUCGACCUAUACCCUCUGGCAUAUGCGACAGCCAAAGCCGCUGGACUUGAGGACGAAUGCCAAACAAUGCUUGAGGCUAGUGGGCUGACGGAAGAUCAAAUCUCUCUGCCUACGAUGGGCAAGCCAUUGAAACCACCAAGACCUAUUGUUCACACACACAAAGCCAACUGGCCGGUGAAAGCAGCCUCCCAUUCCAACUAG
Molecule: messenger RNA, 2490 nt
Organism: Letharia columbiana
Lineage: Eukaryota; Fungi; Ascomycota; Lecanoromycetes; Lecanorales; Parmeliaceae
Exons: 7
Coding region: 1-2490 (829 amino acids)
Biological process (GO): intra-Golgi vesicle-mediated transport; intracellular protein transport; retrograde vesicle-mediated transport, Golgi to endoplasmic reticulum
Cellular component (GO): COPI vesicle coat
Molecular function (GO): structural molecule activity; protein binding
Source: RefSeq, a predicted model, not a curated record